AUGGCCACAUAUUUGGAAUGCUGCGAAGAACUACAAUUUCAACAUGGCCCAAUUGAAAAACUCUCUAACACAGAUACGUGGCACAAUGUACAUUCUCUACCCAUCGCAAUCUCAAAUUCACUCGAUCUAUUGGUUGUAGCCCUGAAAAAUACACUGCAUGUGUACAAGUGUUCCCAAUAUGCAUCAGCUCUUAUCACCAAAUCCACGGAUUUGGCCAGGGGAGAGAUGGAUGUAGACAGAUCCAAGACUACGAAUCUCUCUCUAAAUAGCAACAUUUUGGCGAUAGAAGCAUGCAAAACAAAGUCACUACUGGCCUAUCAACUGGAUACAGGCGAGGCUGGAGUUUUAGAAUUGCAUGAUUUAGCCAAAAAACCCGUGCCACUACCUGAAUUACGAUGCUUCAGCUGGUCUGGCGACAAACUUAUAUGUUACCAUACAAAUCUGAACAACGAACUGGUAAUUUAUAAUUUUGAAAAAUACACUGGAAUAUGUGAUCUACCCGAAAAUAUCUCAUGUAAAACGCCUGUUUUUAGCAGCGACAUUUAUAUUUGCGCCUUGGAAACACCACAAAUCGCCCCCUUUUGGGCAGUUGGCCAUGCUAACCCGCCAUUCUUUAUCACAGUCACUGCAGACGGUUACGUAUCAGAACGAAUUGACAUCUCCACGGAACAACAUAAUUGCAACUGCAGACUUGCGGGCAUCUGCCCAAUCUCUGAAAAUCAAGUCUUAACUGCUCUGCUUAUCAAGACGGAUACGACAAUUGAUUCCGCCAUCUCCCUCUACUGCCUUUCAAAAGACACAAAAACUAACAAACAGUUCACUGUGGAAAACGAGUUAUUCAUACAAGAUGAAUCGUUUGGAGACUCUCUCGCCGAUCCCUUCGGCGGUACAGUCAAGUUUGUAAGCUUUGAACCACUGGGCAUCGUAUUGGUGUUCUGCUCCCACACCUCACAGGCCCUAGUACUGGGACACGGAAAACUUUGGAAUAACGAGUGGAACGUCCUGGGGAUGGAUGAAGGAUGUUCAUUAGAAGUCUCAGAUUCGCUCAACUGCCCCCGCGGCAUUGCAAUUAGCACAACUUUCAGAGAGACCUUACACAGGAGGCACGCGCAGGUUGACACGCCACCGCUGGUUAACCCGCCACUUGUACUGUUGGCGCAGCGAGAUUGCACUAUAUCGCUCCAUUACAUAGUAUCCCCCCAUAGCAUAGAGGUCACUACUAAGGUAGAGACCGCUGGGGCCAAGGUUCUGUCCGCGGACAACUUGCUGUCACAUGACAGCAAGUUGUCCGCAUAUGACAAACCGUUGUCCCCUACUAAAAACAGUCAGCUUUCGCCCCUGGUAGAGCGGUUUUUUAGGGAAGGUGUCAACAGUGGAGACGGGUUGCCAAUUUACGAACGUGGUAUCCGCGAUACCCUCAUAGAGGCGCUAUCUCAGGCCUUUCACCUAGUAGAUCAGUCAUUAGAUGGCUUGGACCGGCUGAGCACAGAAGCUAUUGAGCCCAUGCCAGCUAUACCGGACAUUAAAAUAAGCGCGGAUAAGCAUCCCAAUCUGCAAAAGGAGGAUUACAAUCUCUCGCACGUCCGCCGCCUUAUCGCAGAGUUUGUGUGUAUUGCAACUAAACAGCUUUACUGCCCCCCUUUGCAAGUACAAAUGGACAUUAUCGACCUGGAGGCUAAAGUACGCUCGAGGGUGAAGUGGCUUAAAAAUCCAUCUACCAAAUGCAACGACUUUUUGUUCCAACACUUUUCGGCGGAGACCACCGCCGCCACGCUUGCCUAUACUAAUUACUUGCUCGAGCCCGGGUUUUUCUCUAUAGGUGCAUCCCUGUGCCCAUAUCAAGAACUAAACUCUCUGGUACCCAUAGCGGAAGAGUUCAGGCCAUCGCAGCCGGGGGCCGAUGGAUCUGAAUCUAAUAACGCUAGCAUCGGGGUUGAGGAAGAAGCGACCUUGUAUGGGAGUGUCGAUGCCAUGCUGGCAGCCGUCAGUUUGCAAGAGGAAUCCCGCACUAACGGCAAAGAGACUACUUAUUCGACGGGCAUACAGACACUGCCCCCACAAGCACCGGUCCUUAGAGUGGACGCUAUAGAUGAGAUAAUGGGCAAUAGCUGCAUUAUCAAACCCCAAACAAUACAGGGCUUCCAGAACCUCUUCCGAUGCGACGAGGAAAAGGCCAAACUUAGAAACACCAUUACCGAUCGCAUACGCAUAGGGCAUGUAGAAGCAGAUGUUUUAAGGGUAGAUGACAAAAAAGUUGUGCAUAAAAAUUGGCCAAAAUCAUGGCCUGCUCCGCCGGUCUCGACAAUUCAUGCGGGGGGCAGCACGUUCGUAGAAUUGUCCGCUGUGAAGUUCAGGGCGGAACGGGAACGGAUAGCCAAGGAAGGGACGGCAAAGGAAGGGAUAACAAAGGAAGGGAUAACAAAGGAAGGGAUAACAAAGGAAGGGAUAACAAAGGAAGGGAUAACAAAGGAAGGGAUAACAAAGGAAGGGAUAGCAAAGGAAGGGAUAGCAAAGGAAGGGAUAACAAAGGAAGGGAUAACAAAGGAAGGGAUAGCAAAGGAAGGGAUAACAAAGGAAGGGAUAACAAAGGAAGGGAUAACAAAGGAAGGGAUAGCAACUACCGCAAUGGCGGAGGGUGGGCCAAUGGAAACUGCAGAUGAAAUGGCGGCAGGUGCAAUGGAAACGGCCGAACCAGCCAAUAUGAUUGCUGAUGAAAUGACAGUGAGAAGUGAAGACGGGCCCAACCCGUCCGCCUUUGCCGAUGAACCAAAGCCGCUCAAAGAAGCUGACGUCCCGAUUCAGACAAUCGAGCAAUCUGUAUCAGAGACACAGGACAAGAGUCCGGCCGCCAAUUCGGACCACCCCUCGGUCAAGGCCGAUUUCUCGGCCAUGCUGCUGGAGCCAGUUGACGCUAUUGGCGGAGGUGCAUUCAGGCGCCAGACCUAUGGGUUUGGCGAGUCCAGCUUACUGUCAAAAACUCUAGAUCAGGCUAACAACAGGCAGUCUGGAGGCGAUGCAUCUGCGUCUAGCUUUGGUGGGUUUUCCUCAUUUGCCACCUGCGGUGGAUCUCUAGCGGAUUUGGCCCAGAAGGCAUCAUCUGGCUCUGGGUUUGCCGAUUUUUGCAGUCCUGGAAGCUUUGGUAGUUUUGGGAGCUUUGGAUACUCCGCCUUUUCCACUGGUACUGGUAUCGUUUCUAAGGGCUUCACAGACACCGGAUUUGGUCAGGGCAACUUCAAGGGGUUCACCAGCUCCGCAGGGGGCUUUGGCGAGGGAGGCCCGAAAACAUUCUCACAGAGCGCUAGCGGCCAGCAACAAAUCCCGGCCAGUGGUCCUCCUUCUGAGGGUGAUUUGUGGAACAAACCCAGGUGGGCUAACCCCCUUAACUAA
Messenger RNA from Babesia microti strain RI, 3387 nucleotides. Its product is annotated as conserved Plasmodium membrane protein, unknown function. Lineage: Eukaryota; Apicomplexa; Aconoidasida; Piroplasmida; Babesiidae. Gene Ontology annotation, molecular function: protein binding. The record is from RefSeq and is a predicted model, not a curated record. The transcript has 2 exons. The coding region runs from base 1 to 3387 and encodes 1128 amino acids.